This is a messenger RNA of Oryza sativa Japonica Group (Japanese rice), 2657 nucleotides long. RefSeq names its product F-box/FBD/LRR-repeat protein At1g13570. Gene Ontology annotation, molecular function: protein binding. The record is from RefSeq and is a predicted model, not a curated record. Lineage: Eukaryota; Viridiplantae; Streptophyta; Magnoliopsida; Poales; Poaceae.
UAUUUGUGCGAGUCAUUUUACAUCCGGUAUAUUUUACAUCGAUGAACAGUAUUUUUCUAAUUUUUUUUCCCAGAUAGAUAUAGCAUAUAGGAAGAGGCACAGCUCGGUAAAGAAAAAAUGACAACCCCAUUGCCCUACGCCGCCGCCGCCACCGCCGCCACCGGCGAGGACCCUGACCAGAUCGGACGCCUCCCGGACUGCCUCCUCACCACCAUCCUCUCCCUCCUCCCCCUCGACGCCGCCGCGCGCACCACCGCUCUUUCCCGUCGCUGGCGCAGCCUCUGGCCAUCCGCGCCGCUCCGCCUCCACGACUCCGAUCUCCCCUCCCGCUCCCAGUAUCUCUCCGCCGCCAUCUCCGGCAUCCUCGCCUCCCACCGUGGCGACGCGGUGAGCUUCCGUCUCUCCUCGGGUCGCCCCUCCUCAGCGGACCUCGACACCUGGCUCCGAAUCCUCGCCGGCAAACGCCUCCAGGAGCUCCUCCUCCAGCCGCCAUCCGAGCCCCUUCCCCUCCCGCCGUCACUCCUCGGCUGCCACUCCCUCCGCUCCGCUGACCUCACCAAUUGCCGCCUGCCGGCAGCCGCCGCAGCAACCGCCUCGUUCCCCCACCUCCACGAGCUCACUCUCCGCUACUGCUUCGCCUCCUCCCGGGCGCUCCACGGCCUGCUCGCCGGCUGCCCCGCGCUAGCGGCCCUGUCCCUCGACCGUGUCUUCGGCUGCCGGAGCCUCCGCGUGCGCUCCAGGACCCUGCGCAGCCUGACGGUGUCGGUCUCCUUGCGGCGGCGGGACGAGGUCGGCGACGAGCUGCAGGACCUCGCCGUCGAGGAUGGGCCCCUCCUGGAGAGGCUACUCGGGCACGACGUCAACUGGGGCCCGUCGAUCCAUGUCCUCCACGCGCCGAGGCUGGAGAUGCUCGGCUACUUGGGCGUCGGCAUCCCAUCGCUUCAGAUUGGGGCGGCAUUGUUCCACUCGAUGCGGGCUGUUAGAUUGGCGGCGGAGUUCCGAUGCUUGAAGACUCUGGCGCUAGAGAUGGUCGAUCCGCAGGUGAAGCCUGUGGUUGAUUUUCUCCGGUGUUUCCCGUGCUUGGAGGCGCUCUAUAUCACGUCACAUAUGUUUGAGCCACGGAGUAUGGAAACACUAAAGUGUGAUAACAUGGAUUAUCCAAUUGAAUGCCUCAACCGUCACCUCAAGAAAGUGGUGCUUGCAGGAUACGAAGGGCGAAGGCGUGAACUUCAGCUUGCCAGGUUUCUUGUUUCUAAUGCAAGAGUCCUACAGGUUAUGAAAUUUUUGUGUGCAAAUGAUUGCAAACCAACAUGGUUGGCUAGCCAAAAAAGGCAGUUGUGCUGGGAGAGUAGGCUAUCUUUAGGACCACAGGUUAUUUUUGAGGUAUACAGGAAGAGCCAUACUAGGUUUCGGAAGCAUGCUAGUAACAUAACUUUAGUUGAUCCUUUUGAUGUUAAAACGUAAUUGUUAAUUGUGCAUUAUUUUCUUUUCUUGUUUGAUGGUACAAUCUGAAACUUGCUUGCGGCAAUGACUAGUUCUGUGAAAUGAAGCAUUACUCAGGAGUGACAUUAUUGAAUUAGUGAAAAUGCCAGCAGACCUAUAUUUAAUUACACUGAUGAUCUUUUUAUGGAUGUUAUGAAUUAAACCUAGUGCGUUAACUGAUUAAUGGAAGGCUGUGUUCCUUGCAAUGACUAUUAUUUCAAAAGCAUGCUUGCACUGGAAUUAAUGCACUUUAUUUUUUUUAUCUCUUUUCUAGACAUUCCUUACUUUAUCCAAAUGUAGCAUAGUAAAAUUUCCUCAUUCUGAAUUUGUUGCUCUUUUUUCAGUAUUAAUUUGUUGCUUUCAGUAAUGUAUCUGGUUCGAUCAUUUUAGAUGGCUAAUUGGUAGUAUUGGUAACUACCUAUCUUCUUUUCACAGAGUGAAGGUGAGCUAUGCCUUAUAUUUCCGGUAUCCAACAAAGUGUCAGGAUAUAUUGCACUCACAUGUAGUGCUUCGAUGGAUUCUGAGAUAGUAAUAAAACCUUUUUUAAAAAAACAAAACCUGUUUGCAUCAACUCAUAGUAAGUUUAUAAAACUGUGCAGUUUAGGUUAAAUGGAUGGCAAGUUGAUUAUUUUGUUAGAUUUUUGGAUACUAUAGAGGCACUGGUAGUCACAUAUUCUUCCAGAUAUGUGGAAUGGAAAUAUACUUCAUGGAAAAUUGUGUUCUUUCAUUUCCGUAGAGUGACCCUUUAAUAAAGAUAUUGAUACCAAGUUCUAGUUGGGUUUUUGUUUAUGUACAUAUGUCUAUUCAGGUUAUAUGUAAUCUACUAUAUGAUCGUUUCUAAAAUGUCAUCUUUCCAUAUAUUCCGUUGCUUUUGGAAGCAGCUGUUGGCCAUUACCAUCCUUUCAGUUGUACAAGGAGGGUGCUAUACUGCUAUUCCCUUGGAAGUUGAUCAUACUUAUUCCAAGAAGAUAAACCACAUUUGGAUUCUGGAUGCCAAAAGAUAAAUUUUGCCAUGUGGUUUAGAUUAUAUCAUGAAUUUAGUGCACCAGGAGCUGCAUCUCUAAUUUUCCUUUGGGUCACUCCCAUGUGCUUUUGCUAAGGAAUUAAAAGGAACAGUUCUCACUGUAGUUUUUGACAAUUGAUUCAGUCUGUGGAAUGCCUUUUUCUUUUGUUUU